Messenger RNA from Metarhizium brunneum ARSEF 3297, 1392 nucleotides. RefSeq lists its product as uncharacterized. Gene Ontology annotation, molecular function: transmembrane transporter activity. The record is from RefSeq and is a predicted model, not a curated record. Lineage: Eukaryota; Fungi; Ascomycota; Sordariomycetes; Hypocreales; Clavicipitaceae. Gene Ontology annotation, cellular component: membrane. Gene Ontology annotation, biological process: transmembrane transport.
AUGGGCGGUUCAGAGGAAAUACCCGUGGCGAGCCAUGGAGCUCUGCAGCAGCGUUUGUCGACCUUGUCGACGCUGGCCAUGGCCUUUGCCAUCUUGAAUACGUGGAUUGCACUGGCGGGGUCUAUAGGGCUGAUUGUGCCGUCUGGCGGAUCCGUUGCCUUUUUGUACGGCUUCAUCUUUUGCGUCCUGUGCUGUCUGUGCGUGGUGGCGAGCCUGGGCGAGAUGGCUGCCAUAUGGCCGACUGCGGGUGGGCAGUAUCACUUUGUCUUUGCGCUGUGCCCGGAGCAGACGAGGCUGCCUAUUAGUUUCGUCGUGGGAUGGAUCAAUAUUGCUGGGUGGCUGAUUGUCGUCACGGUGCAGGGCUUCUUUGGUGCGCAGUUCAUCUCGGCCGCGGCCGUGGUUGCCUCCAACGGAACGUACGAAAUCACCGCUGCGCGAACGUAUGCCAUCUUCCUCGCCAUCCUCACUUGCACCACCGUGGUCAACAUCUGGGGGAACAAGAUCCUCGGCAAGUGGAACGACGGAGCGCUCUACUGGUCCAUUCUUGGCGUCGUCGUCAUCAGCAUCGUGCUGCUCUCCAUGUCCGAAAAGACAGACGCCGACUUUGUCUUUACCAACUUCCAAAACACGACCGGGUGGCCAGACGGCAUCUCCUGGAUCCUCGGCCUCCUCCAGUCCGCCCUGUCCCUCAUCGGCUUCGACGUGGUCCUCCACAUGACGGAGGAGAUGCCGAAUCCAUCUCGCGACUCGCCCCGGGCCCUCAUCUACGCCAUUCUAGUCGGGGGCGUGACAGGCACCUUGUUCAUCCUCGCCAUCCUCUUCUGCUUCAACGACCCAGAGGCCAUUCUCGGAACGACGACCGGCAUGCCCAUCGUAGAAAUCAUCCUCCGCGCGACCAAGAACCGCGCCGCCACGACAGUCCUCAGCCUCAUGCUCGCCGUGUGCUUCGUCAACGGCUCCAACGCCAGCAUCACCAGCGCCAGCCGCCUGCUGUACGCCAUGGCCAGAGACCGCGGCGUCGUCUUCCACGGCUUCUUCUCGCACAUCGAGCCCAAGCUCAAUGUGCCCGUGCGCACAAUCCUCUUCUGCUACCUCUUCAACGUCUGCUUCGGACUGCUGUACCUCGGCCCGGCGGUUGCCUUUAGCGCAUACGUCGCGUCGUGCACCAUCCUUCUGGACAUUUCGUAUGCCGUGCCCAUUGCGGUGCUUCUCGUCAGGGGGAGGCGCGUGCUGGCCGCGCACAGGACCGCCAGGACGCCGUUCCAGAUGGGCACGCUGUCGGGCUACUUUGUGAAUAUUGUGGCUGUGGUGUAUCUCGUCGUCACUUCAGUGGUGAGCUUUUCCGCUCGUGUCCCUGCCUUGAUUGGUGUAUGGCCGUCUUUUUCAAACUAA